UCCAAAACUCAAUGGGGACGGAGGAAAAGAGAUAGUAAUAACCAAUAAUCAUUUAAUAAUAACAAUAAGUAGUGAGUAGGGGUGAGCCCCAACAAGGAAGAGAGAGAGAGACUUAGUGUUCUCUCUUGUAUCUUCCUUUUUUGAAAAAAAAAAAAAAACACAUUAUUAAAAAAAAAAAAAAACAGAGAAAAGAAAAAGAAAAAGAAACAUCUUUUUUGGCCCCUGCAGGCCCCUCUGUGUAUCUUAAUUGUUCUUGCUCUUUUAAUUUUGAUCUAUCAUGGCCUCCCUGGAGGAUAUUGUAAAAGGGCAAUUUGAUCUUGAGAAGGUUUCGGUUGAGGAAGUGUUCCAGAAACUGAAAUGUAGCAGAGAGGGCUUGACAGAAAAUGAAGGGAAGAAAAGGCUUGAAAUGUUUGGGCCAAACAAGCUUGAGGAAAAGAAGGAAAACAAACUCCUAAAGUUCUUGGGCUUCAUGUGGAAUCCUCUUUCAUGGGUCAUGGAGUGCGCUGCCAUUAUGGCCAUUGUUCUCGCUAAUGGAGGAGGAAAGGGUCCGGAUUGGCAAGAUUUCGUGGGGAUCGUAACGCUGCUAAUCAUCAACUCUACAAUCAGUUACAUUGAAGAAAACAACGCCGGCAAUGCAGCGGAGGCGCUCAUGGCGAAUCUCGCGCUAAAAACCAAGGUUUUGAGAGGCGGCAAGUGGAGCGAGCAGGACGCUGCAGACCUAGUCCCCGGCGAUAUCAUCAGCAUCAAGCUUGGAGAUAUCGUCCCCGCAGAUGCUCGCCUCCUGGAAGGGGAUGCCCUCAAGAUUGAUCAGGCGGCUCUCACAGGUGAAUCCUUGCCGGUCACUAAGGCAGCCGGGGACGUCGCCUACUCCGGCUCCACCGUGAAGCAGGGAGAGAUCGAUGCCGUCGUCAUCGCCACCGGCAUCCGCACCUUCUUUGGAAAGGCUGCUCAUCUCGUUGAUAGCACCAACAAUGUUGGUCACUUCCAACAGGUGUUGACAGCUAUUGGGAAUUUCUGCAUCUGCUCAAUUGGUGUAGGAGUGUUGAUUGAGAUUGUGGUUAUGUUCCCAAUUCAGCACAGGGGGUAUAGGGAGGGCAUAGACAAUUUGCUUGUGUUGCUCAUUGGAGGGAUCCCAAUUGCCAUGCCUACAGUGUUAUCUGUGACAAUGGCUAUUGGGUCUCACAGGCUAUCACAGCAAGGUGCCAUCACUAAGAGGAUGACUGCCAUUGAAGAAAUGGCUGGUAUGGAUGUGCUUUGCAGUGAUAAGACUGGUACCCUCACCCUUAACAAGCUCACAGUUGACAAGAGCUUGGUUGAGGUCUUCGUUCAAAAUGCUAGUAAAGAUGAUGUCUUGUUGCUUGGCGCUAGAGCCUCCAGGGUUGAGAACCAGGAUGCCAUUGAUGCUUGCAUUGUUGGCAUGUUGAGUGAUCCCAAGGAGGCUAGAGCAGGCAUUCAAGAAGUGCAUUUUCUGCCUUUCAAUCCAAACGAUAAGCGUACUGCAAUUACAUAUAUUGAUAAUCGCGGGGACUGGUACAGGGUUAGCAAGGGUGCUCCUGAGCAGAUAAUUGAACUCUGUGAACUUAAAGAAGAAACUCUAAAGAAGGCUCAUGAAAUCAUUGACAACUUUGCCAACCGUGGCCUUCGUUCUUUAGCCGUUGCAAGACAGAGUGUACCUGAGAAGCACAAGGAGAGUUUUGGAUUACCAUGGGAAUUUGUUGGUUUGUUGCCUCUCUUUGAUCCUCCAAGGCAUGACAGUGCUGAGACCAUCAAGAGGGCUAUUGAACUUGGUGUCAAUGUCAAGAUGAUCACUGGUGAUCAGCUUGCCAUUGGUAAAGAAACAGGUCGAAGGCUCGGUAUGGGCACCAACAUGUAUCCCUCUUCCUCCCUUCUUGGCCAGAGUAAUGAUGCAUCCAUUGCUUCAAUCCCUAUUGAUGAGCUUAUUGAGAAGGCUGAUGGCUUUGCUGGAGUCUUCCCUGAGCACAAAUAUGAGAUUGUUAAGAGACUGCAAGAGAUGAAUCACAUUUGCGGAAUGACUGGAGAUGGUGUAAAUGAUGCCCCAGCACUGAAAAAAGCCGAUAUUGGCAUUGCUGUGGCUGAUGCUACUGAUGCUGCAAGAAGCGCCUCAGAUAUUGUUUUGACCGAGCCAGGCCUUAGCGUCAUUGUGUGUGCUGUCUUAACGAGCAGAGCCAUCUUCCAGAGGAUGAAGAACUACACCAUCUAUGCAGUCUCCAUCACAAUACGUAUUGUCGUGGGGUUCACACUCCUUGCCCUUAUAUGGAAAUUCGAUUUCUCACCUUUCAUGGUCCUCAUUAUUGCUGUCCUCAACGAUGGAACCAUCAUGACUAUCUCUAAGGAUAGGGUGAAGCCUUCUGCUAUGCCAGACUCCUGGAAGCUCAACGAAAUCUUUGCCACUGGCAUUGCUCUUGGAACCUACCAAGCUCUCAUGACUGCUCUCUUCUUCUUCCUUGUAUCUGACACUGAUUUCUUCACUGACAUUUUCAAGGUUAAAUCCCUCAAGGGUUCACCUAGUGAGCUCACAGCUGCUGUCUAUCUCCAAGUCAGUAUAAUCAGUCAAGCACUCAUCUUUGUCACACGGUCUCAAAGCUGGUCGUUUGCUGAGCCCCCCGGGAUCUUGCUUCUCAUCGCCUUUCUUGCAGCCCAAUUCGUGGCUACAACUAUUACUGUAUAUGCAAACUGGAGCUUUGCAAGAAUCCAAGGCAUUGGGUGGGGAUGGGCUGGAGUUAUAUGGAUUUACAGCAUAAUCACAUACUUCCCUCUUGACAUCCUCAAGUUCAUCACGCGGUUAGCAUUGAAUGAAAAUGCAUCAAAACCCAUGCUGGAGAACGAGACUUCUAAGGCACCUAAACAAUGCAAUGAGAAGAACUACAGCGAAAUGACUGAGCUUGAACACGCCCCCGAGGAGGCUACAAGGUUGACAGAUGCUGAGGCAGUAUAAGGGUGCAUGUGGAAUCACUAAUCAGUGGCCAAGGAAAAGGCUUUAGACAUCAACACCUUCUUGUGAACAUAUAAUGACUUGGCCCUUUACCGGCUUCCGAUCCACGUACCCAACAUGUUCUUUUGCAUUCUAUAAGAUUACAACUAUUGCAGCAGGCGUUAUAUGUUCACAAGAACCAUUUUGCAGGCUGACAGAGGUUGAUACAGUAUAAGGGAGCAUGUGGGAUCACUAAUCAGUGACCAAGGAGAAGGCUUUAGACAUCAACACCAUUCAGCAACACUCCACAGUCUAAAAUAGAGCAAGAAGAGAUAUAGAAAGCCAAAAGGAAACAUCUUUACUUUAGGACUAACAUUUUUGUCCUCCUCACAUUUAAAGGUGAUAGGAUGUAGGGUGAUAUCAGGAUUAAGAGAAGGGCUCACUAAGAUUAGAAAGGAACAAAAAAAAAAAAAAAAAAAAAAAAAAAAAAAAAAA
This is a messenger RNA of Ipomoea triloba (trilobed morning glory), 3427 nucleotides long. Its product is annotated as ATPase 8, plasma membrane-type-like. The coding region runs from base 278 to 2956 and encodes 892 amino acids. NCBI's taxonomy places the organism in Eukaryota, Viridiplantae, Streptophyta, Magnoliopsida, Solanales, Convolvulaceae. The record is from RefSeq and is a predicted model, not a curated record. Gene Ontology annotation, biological process: regulation of intracellular pH; proton export across plasma membrane. The transcript has 11 exons. Gene Ontology annotation, molecular function: ATP hydrolysis activity; P-type proton-exporting transporter activity; ATP binding. Gene Ontology annotation, cellular component: plasma membrane.